AAUGGUUCAUGGCGCGUGGUAUGGAUUUUCAUGCUCUGUGGAGGUUUUAAUAGUAUGGUUAUAUCGUGUGUUAUAAGGUGGGGUGAUUUAAAGAGUAAAUAUAGACAGGUAUUUCAAAAAGCAUACAAUGGCUGUAUAGAUAGGAAUUAUACUGCACAUACGACAUCUUUUCAUUCCAUUUAUAACUCGUAAACAUCUGUACAGUGGAUAGUGUAUGGAUCGUACUGUAUACAACACGGAUGCCAGAUAUUUAAUCUUUUAAAUAGCACUCAUAUUAUACUUAAAGCACGCAUAUUUGCAUGAAAUUUAAAUGGAGCUUAAACUGAUGUCAUUUUCCAAAUUCAUGAAGUGUUUGAAUCUACGCAGGAGUUAUACAUGAAGUAAAUGUGGGGUAACCAGCUGUUAUAACAAAUGUACCAAUAGCUCAGAAGUGACCGAUCGUAUCCAGCCCCAAGGGAACAGCAUCAGAAGCAACGAUGGGCGAAAAGGGGCUAGCGGAAGCGUACAUAUUGGGAAUCCCGUUCGGAUUGUUUGGGGCCCACCACUUCUACCUGGGCCGGAAACGCUGGGGGAUCUUGUACGCGUGCACGCUUGGAUUACUGGGUCUCGGGUAUCUGUACGACCUGGUCCGGAUGAGGUGGCUGGUCAAGCACGCCAACAGACACGGCGCUGAGAGGAGGAUGGUCUCCGAUGGGUACAUCGUCUGCUUCCUUACAGGCCUGUUUGGUGGCCACCAUUUCUUCCUUGGAAACCGGAACUUGGGAAUCUUGUACGCAUGCACUCUAGGUGUUUUCACCGUUGGCUGGAUUGUCGACCUCAUACGCAUGCGCAGUCUCGUCGAAGAUCACAAUGAACAUAGGGAGGAGAAAUCCCUUGCGACCGCCUAUGUAUUGGGGUUAUCCCCUCUUGGAAUAUUUGGAGCAUACCAUUACUAUCUGGGGAACGUACAGUUGGGACUUAUUUACACGUUUACGUGUGGCAUUUUUGGGAUCGGAUGGCUUAUGGACUUGUUUCGUAUGCCAAAGCUCGUGCGAAAGGCAGGGCUUGAUAAAAAGUCUGUGGGUACCGCGUACAUUAUGGCCAUGCCCCCAUUUGGUUUAUUUGGGGCUCACCAUUAUUACCUAGGCAACUACGGACUUGGAAUAACAUAUACGUUGACAUUAGGGAUCUUUUCUAUAGGAUGGAUUGUGGAUAUGUUCCGAAUGAAAGCUCUUGUUAAAGCCUCUAACGACCCUACCAGUGACUACGGUACAACCAAGGUCACUGCGUACAUUUUAUGUGUUUCACCUCUUGGUAUUUUUGGUGCUCACCACUUUUACCUUAAACGUUAUCUAAAUGGGGGAUUCUACGUCGGAACUUUAGGCCUAUUUGGAAUAGGUUGGCUUUUUGAUAUGUUACGACUUCCGGUGUUAUAUGAACGCUACGCAGACGAGGACAAACACAAGUACCUGGAUGAAGCUUACGUGUUUUGGUUUCCGUUUGGAAUAUUUGGAAUGCAUCAUUUUUACUUGGGAAACAAGAAAUGGGGGAUUUUGUAUGCCUGCACGUUUGGGUGUCUCUUGAUAGGCUGGAUAAUUGAUGGCAUCAGAAUGCCAUUGUUACUAAAGAAAUUUAAUAAAUAUGUUGAGGAUCCAGACAUGAAUAAUUUCCGAACCUGCCGCCCAAGUUGUAAGUGUUCCGUGUACAACUGCAAACGAUGUUGUAUGGAUUUGUUUGAAUGCUGCAGCUGUUUUGCGUCUUUCUCACUUCCUAGAUCUGAAUCUCAAAAACAGGAAAGAGACGUAGAAGUUAAUGGGCGUACGCAAAAUAAAGACGAUUUUGACGUUAUUCGUGAGAUGUACCCGGAUGAAGACCCGGAAUGUUUCGCAAUGAACCAAAACGAGACUAACAAUCAAACCGAGGCUCAAAUCUCUUCAGUUCGAGAUUCAUCUGACGUUUAUCCCGACAACCAGGAAGUACAGACGACACCUGCUUACGAUAAUGGCGCGCAUCCAGGUGACGCUGGCUACCAAGAGGAACAGUUGCCUAUCAGCGAUGGGCAUGGCUACCACGCAGACGCGGGAGAAAACUAUAACGAUUACCCUGUAGACCAAAACUAUGAACAAAAUCAUGGUACAGAAUACGCAUAUGGAGAAAACUAUGGACAAAACGAGAACUAUACUGGCGAUGAAACGGUCGACCAAAACGGUUACCCUUCCCACGACGCUAGUUACCAAGAUUACCAAAAUGACUCUGAUCAUAAUGCUGCCAAUGACCAACAAUAUUAUGGUGAUCAACAUCAUAAUCAACAACAACAACAACAACAAUACAAUUAUGGUGAUAACCAACAGAGUGGAGAAGUACGCAAUCCGGAUGACGUCACUGUCAACGUGCAAACCGACAAUGUUGCUCUGUAAAUGUGCUUUAAAGUUGAACGCAUUGCGAGCCGCAUCAUAAACUUCGUAUGUGGCAAUGUACUGUACAACAUUAUGUUACAAACGUUAAUUUUCAUGUCUGAUGUUUAUUACUUGCUAUAAUUAAUAUGAAAUUGUUGUGAACACUUUAAUAAAUAUUAUGUACGA
Molecule: messenger RNA, 2561 nt
Organism: Mya arenaria
Lineage: Eukaryota; Metazoa; Mollusca; Bivalvia; Myida; Myidae
Exons: 3
Coding region: 477-2396 (639 amino acids)
Source: RefSeq, a predicted model, not a curated record